This is a messenger RNA of Cryptotermes secundus, 4209 nucleotides long. RefSeq lists its product as uncharacterized. Bases 549 to 3125 code for a protein of 858 amino acids. The record is from RefSeq and is a predicted model, not a curated record. NCBI's taxonomy places the organism in Eukaryota, Metazoa, Arthropoda, Insecta, Blattodea, Kalotermitidae. The transcript is spliced from 3 exons.
UAACAUCUGGUCGGGACGUUUGAAUUGUUGAUACAUACAUUUGUCAGUCGCAGUUUUUCUUGUACUUCCUGUUGUUGUUGUUUAUUAAAAUGUGAAUGUAGUCCGUUAAUUUGUGUGAAGGCAUUUGUACCAAAUUUGGACUUUUGAAGGGGUGGAAGCACCAGUAAAUUUUUAAGAAACUGUACGUUAGUUGAUAAUUCGUUUAUUCGGGGUUUUGUAGGUUAGAAUGACUUCCAUUAUACCUACUCCAUGAAUAUUUAGCAUAAUAUCAAGUAUUAUCUUACACAAGCAGGGUUCAUUAUGCAGUUGAACGGUGGUUUAAGGAUUCGCUUUUGAUUGGGGACAGUUUGGCGCGUUGGUAACAAUGGUUCAUUGGUGAAAGGUAUCUGGAGUUUGUGCUGCCAGAGUUGGACACACGGAUAUUUCAGAGCUAAAUCAGUGGGAAAUAAAGAGGAAAUUGAAGACACCUGGAUUAGAAAAUAAGAGAAUGACUAUCCAUUCCUUUUCAGAAUUUGAAAUGCGGAGACAAGGAAAUAAUUAAAAAAAAAAUGAUUUCUUCUUGUGUUGGUGAAAUUUCUCCUAAUUUAUGUCACAGCUGUCAACAUAGCAGUCAGCCACCUGAUGCACAAUCUCAGAGGCUAAAUGAAUUGUGUCCAGGAAACAGGGAAUUGCAAGAUGAUAUUGGUUUUAAGUUUGAAGAGAAUUUGCAUAUCCCUCAGCUGCAGCCACCAACUUGGAAGGCUGAUACUAAAUAUGAUUUAUUAACACUUUAUGCUAACCUUCCAGAAGCAGAUGUAUAUUUCAGUGAGUGUCUAGAGGCAGAAUGGACAAAAUUGAUUACACUUCAGCUACAGUCGCAUGUACAGUUAGAGAAGAAUAAUAUACAGCUAUUAUUAGCAAGGAACCAGGUCAUGAAAGCCCAAUAUGAUAGAGAAUAUCAGGAGUUGAUUGUGGAACUGGAGGCUGUAAAAAGUGACAUCAUGCAGUAUGAAGACUAUAUAAGCAGUAAAUGUUACAGCUUUAACAAUGAGACAUGGGAAUACUUGAAAAACGUUGGACGUAAUGAACUGCGAAGCAGGAAACAGAUGUAUCUGCAACAGAAGAUGCACCUGAAGCAAAGAAGUAUAAGUUGUUGGGAGGAAAUGAAAAUAUAUUACCAAAUAAUGACUUAUUUGAAAGAAGAGGAGAUCAGACGACAACAAAGAAUGGCAGAAUGCUCUACAAAUAUGUUACAUCACAGAAAGCUUGGAAGGCAUUUGCUUCAAAAUGUUUUGAAUAGGGUUACAGAAGAGCAGAAGGAAAUUGCUACAAGAAAAUGUUUGGUACUGAAUGAAAUGAAGGCAAACGGUCUCUCACAACAGAACAACACACACUGUAUCCUGAAAGUACAGAAACUGGGGUGUACAUUUGAUUUUAUGCUAAAACACAGGGUUUACAGUUGUGGAAAUGUUUGUGCAUAUAAUGACAUGGUUGAUAUAUUUGAAAAGAGAGUACCAUCCCCUGAAACUCCACAAAGCAUACACUGCAUGCAGACACUGUUAAUAACUGCAUUGGAGAACUACAAUGCUCGACUUGACCAAGAAAUAGCGUUAUACUGGAAGAAGCUAAAACAUACAGCUUCCACUGAGAAGGAAGGACAGAAAAGAUUAGAAAAGGAUGAAAUAUGUUCACCUGUUCUUCCAGAAUUUUCUGAUUCAAAAGGAGCUUCAGAGACUGCACCCUUCGAUCUUAGUAUCCUGCCUGGAUCUGCAGAUCAUAACCAUGAAGAAAUUUCGUUUGAAUUCACAAUGAACAAAGUUCCUGAAGUUAAAGCUGUAAACAACGAAGAAAUGAAGAUAUAUUCACAACCAGUGUUGCAAGUUUCUUCUGUGUUCAGAGAACAACCAGAUGAUUCGGAUAUUCAAAACACUCCUAGUAUGGCACUAGAAGGGACAAGUGAAUCAACUCAAACAGAAAAAAGGAAACAGGUUAAACCACUGAAAGACAAAGCUGAGAAAUUGGGAUUCAAGCAGCAGGAAUAUGACGCACACAAACUAUGGAAGAUGAAACCAACAGCUGAAAGGAGAGCAAAGAUGGCAGGCAUGAAAAAAGAUACUUCGUUGGCAGAAUUGCUAGAGAAAAAACUUACGUUACAUAUCACUACCACAGGCUCAGAAUUGUGUGAAAUUAGGAAAGAGAAUGAAACGCUGAGGAAUAAAUUAGAUAAAAUCUUGAGCACUUUACAAAUGAAAAAUGAUAAUAAUGAGCAACUGGAUAACAAAGGGAAAAAACUACUAGAUGAAAGUGAACAAUUUACCACACAGAAUGACAAAAUUGGUUUACAACUUCCAUCAGUUGAGAAUAUGGAUUGUGGAGGUAAAGGAGCAUGGAUAACCCAGGAAGAAAGUAGAGCUAUGUCUUCAAGAAACGGAGAGAAAGCUAAACUGCAACAUUUAUCACAAGACCAUAUGGUUACAGGAACAAAACAAGAGAAUAUUCCAGCACAGAAGGACAAGCCUGAAUGGCAGCUUCAUUCAGAUGGGGUUCCAAGAGCCAGCACAUCCAGAACAGAGAUCAAAGAGGAUUUCAUGGCACACGAGAAUCUUGGACUGCAGUCUCAUACUGCACAAGUUUUAGUUCUAGGAGGCAAAGAUGCAGAUGCAAAUAAGAAAGGGACCCAAGAGAAAAUUACUGUGCAUGGUGUUGAAGUUGGCUUACAGAUUUCAUCAGAUGAAGACUUCUGUCUAGGAGAUGAGACAGAAGAUCAUGCAGCCAGGAGAAGAAAUAAGAUGUUGAUCCAGAAACUUAGCCUGUUACUUGAUUGUAUUAAAGAAGAUGAUAGGCCUGUAUCAGAGCAUUUUGUAAGGCAUAUAAAACGCAUAAUAAAUGUAAACAAGUUGGUGUCACCUCCACUGAUGAAGAAACUGAUUGAUACAAUCACAGCAAGAUCCCAGCGAUUGGUUACACUCCAUCAUGGAAAUACUACAUUGGCUGUUAAAGCUGAGGAAUUUGGUCAAGAUUCUGGAGCAGAAAAACUGGAAGAUUUGGAGAUAAGUUCAGAUACAAUGGACUCUGGUGACUAUUCAUCUAGUAGUACAGAUUCUGAAUGUUCCCUGUCGGAAUCUUCAUACUCAGACUUUUGUUGACCCAAGGACAUGGUGCAUUUGUGAGCACUUUUUCCAUUAAGACAGAUUCUUUAUGGGACUGUUUAACAUUAACAGUUCUUAGUUGGUACUUAUCAGUGUGUUCACUUCCAUAUGCAGGGAUUUUAUUUACAAAUUCCUGCUGCAUACACAGAUAUCAUUCAAUGCAAAACAGUUUUUAUAGACAAGACUUAAUGUUUUAUGCCUCAAAAUAGAUGUCAACAUAUGUCAUGUUCUUAGUUUCAGCAUUAUGAACUGUUAUCAGUUAUAAUUCAGGCAUACCCUUAAUGCCUUCUGCUAUUGAAUUAGAGGUACCUUAUGUGCCUGUUCCUUCAGUCAGGGUAUUGGGGACAUAUAUGCGAGGUGAACACAUACAUGGUGCUAAGGGUCUGCAUGGAAUCAUAUAUUAGAUAAUGUAGUGCCCUGUCAGUAUGCUGUGACAUACAAUCUUACAUACAUAGCUUCAUUACAGUGUUAUUGUAUAGAGUCAAAUUUUCUAACAUGUUUUUAUUCAGAAUAUUUUUUGGUGUAUAAGACAUUCUUCCCUGAAAAGUGCUCAGUAGAAUUUCUGUCCUUUUAUGAAGUCAACACAGUCAACUCUUGAAGUAUCACAAGUCCAAAAGGACCAAACUUUCUUAAGCAUUGGAAUAAUGGAGAAGUGAUGGCAGGUACAUGAGAUAGACCAAAAAAUAAAAUAAUGUCAAAUUAUUAAGUAAAUGUUAAUAUUUAAUCAUGGAAAUUACCAUUAAUUGGUGUUGUCAGAAGUAUUUUCUGUGUCACAUUGCACUGAUGUAUGUUUUCAUCAGUACCAAAACUUUUUUGUUCUAAUAUUAAAUUCUGGAAACAAGGUAUGUCUUGUACAUUAACAACUACAGUAAUGAGAUACAUAAAUGAUACAAUGAAUUGUGAUGACAUUUUAAAUGUAAAUCAUAGUUCUAAAAGUUACUGGUGUUGGGUACAAAUAACCAUAUACAAAAUAAGGCAGUGACUAGAUACAGUGCAGACCAUACAUUGGCGCUCUUCCUGUUUCUUGUGUGGUGUAUAACAGUCGCUGAUUUUUCAUCUCAAUAAAUGUAAAUAUAUUUUA